AAUCAUCGACCAAACCAAUCAACUCCCCUGUAUUCCCUGCCAACGACCAUCAUUCCCUCUGCCUCCCCUGCAGCUUAUCCCCGUCUUAUAUAACCCGUACUUGCAUGUUUCCUCUUCACAAUCUUCCAUUGGUCCAUCAAAAAUUCAAAACCUUAGCUAGCUAGCUCAAUCCCCUUUGUCUCUACUCUUGUCAAGUUCUUGACAGACACUAGCAGCAAAACCGCAGACCGGCGAUGAUGGUGAUCAGGUUCUUCGCCGUCCUGGCGGCGGCGCUGUGCAUCACGUCGGCCUCGGCUGCGGCGGCGGGCGGCUGGGUGAGCGGGACGGCGACGUUCUACGGCGGGAAGGACGCGUCGGGGACGAUGGGCGGGGCGUGCGGGUACGGGAACCUGUACACGCAGGGGUACGGCGUGUACAACGCGGCGCUGAGCACGGCGCUGUUCAACGGCGGCGCGUCGUGCGGGCAGUGCUACCUCAUCAUGUGCGACGCCUCCAAGACCCCCGAGUGGUGCAAGGCCGGCACCGCCGUCACCAUCACCGCCACCAACCUCUGCCCCCCCAACUGGGCCCUCGCCAACGACGACGGCGGCUGGUGCAACCCGCCCCGCCCCCACUUCGACAUGUCCCAGCCCGCCUGGGAGACCAUCGGCAUCUACCGCGCCGGCAUCGUCCCCGUCCUCUACCAACAGGUGAAGUGCUGGAGGCAGGGAGGGGUGAGGUUCACAGUCUCCGGGUUCAACUACUUCGAGCUGGUGCUCAUCACCAACGUCGCCGGCAGCGGGUCGGUGCAGGCGAUGUCGGUGAAGGGGAGCAAGACGGGGUGGAUACCGCUGGCGAGGAACUGGGGCGCGAACUGGCAGUGCAACUCGGCGCUCGUCGGGCAGGCGCUGUCGUUCCGGGUCACCUCCACCGGCGGCCAGACGCUGCAGAUCAACAGCGUCGUGCCGGAGUGGUGGGAGUUCGGGACGACCUUCACCAGCAACCAGCAGUUCGACUACUGAUUAAUUUGAUUGUUGGUUAAUUAAUUAGCAGCGAAAAUUGUGUAUUAGUAAGGAACACGCAUGUGCCUGCAUGCUGCCGCCUGGCUCUGGUAAAUUUAUAAUCCUUCGGUUGACUUGAUGGUUGUGUGUGUAAUGUGGGCUGAUCUGGAUUUUGAUCUGUAAUUGGGAUUUUCAGAUAUGUUUUUCUUGUUUGUUUUUGCUGGUUUAUGUUAUUAUGUACUACAUGUACAUCAAUUGUCAACUGAGUUAAUAUGAUUGGCAUAUGUGUGUUGAA
Molecule: messenger RNA, 1275 nt
Organism: Oryza sativa Japonica Group (Japanese rice)
Lineage: Eukaryota; Viridiplantae; Streptophyta; Magnoliopsida; Poales; Poaceae
Source: RefSeq, a predicted model, not a curated record